Messenger RNA from Anguilla rostrata (American eel), 4291 nucleotides. It is a transcript of the gene sp7, whose product is annotated as Sp7 transcription factor. Gene Ontology annotation, molecular function: RNA polymerase II cis-regulatory region sequence-specific DNA binding; DNA-binding transcription factor activity, RNA polymerase II-specific. Lineage: Eukaryota; Metazoa; Chordata; Actinopteri; Anguilliformes; Anguillidae. The transcript has 2 exons. The record is from RefSeq and is a predicted model, not a curated record. Bases 112 to 1479 code for a protein of 455 amino acids. Gene Ontology annotation, biological process: regulation of transcription by RNA polymerase II.
CUCAUAGAGGUUCCUUAGCUCGUGCCGGAGUUAGUUCAAACUGUCCCGGGACCGCGAGCUGAGACCCCCUCUGUUUUUACCUAUAGUGCUCUUGGGAUUUGACUCUCAGGGAUGGCCGCGUCUAUUUUGGAGGAGGAGGCCCGGUAUGGGUCCAGUCCCCUGGCGAUGCUGACCGCCACCUGCAACAAGUUCGGCAGCACCAGCCCGGCACGGGACACGGCCACGCCCGGCAAGGCCAGCGGCACCGGCCCGGUGAAGAAGCCCUACGGCCUGACCUCCGACCUCCAGGCGCCCAAGAGCGUGCGGGGCGGGGACGGGCUGGCCGACGCCUACACCGCCUCCUUCGGCGCGGGCGGGGGACUCCUCACCCCUUCCGGGAGCCCGCCCCCGCCCGCCGGGGGCUACUCCUCCGAAUACAACCCCUUCUCCCACUCCUUCCAGACCUCCGUGUCCCAGGACCCCUCCCUGCUGGCCUCCAAGGCCCACGCCACGGCCGACUGCCUGACCAGCGUGUACACCUCGCUGGACAUGUCGCACCCGUACGGCUCCUGGUACAAGGCGGGCAUCCACCCGGGCAUCACGGCGGCGCCCGCCAACCCCCCCACCUCGUCCUCCUGGUGGGACGUGCACCCCAACUCCAACUGGCUGAGCGCGGCCUCCCAGUCCCAGCCCGACCCGCUCCAGGCCUCCCUGCAGCCCGUGGCCCCCCAGGGCUCGCUCAGCCCCCAGCUGCCCAGCUACGGCGCCGACUUCACCUCCCUCAACCCCGCCCCCUACCCCGCCGUGGGCCUGGGGUCCUCCUCCCACCUCCUGCCCGCCCCCCACCAGCACAUGCUGCCGCAGCCCAAGCCCAUGCCCGGGGCGGGGCUGAUGGACCCCCCCAUGGGGCUGAAGCCGGCGCGGGCGUCGGGCGGGUACGGCGGGGGGGCCCCCGGGGGGCGCUCCACCUGCGACUGCCCGAACUGCCAGGAGCUGGAGCGCCUGGGGGCGUCGGCCGCCUCCCUGCGGAAGAAGCCGGUGCACAGCUGCCACAUCCCCGGCUGCGGCAAGGUGUACGGCAAGGCCUCGCACCUGAAGGCGCACCUGCGCUGGCACACGGGCGAGCGGCCCUUCGUCUGCAACUGGCUGUUCUGCGGCAAGCGCUUCACCCGCUCGGACGAGCUGGAGCGCCACGUGCGCACGCACACGCGGGAGAAGAAGUUCACGUGCCCGCUGUGCAACAAGCGCUUCACGCGCUCCGACCACCUCAGCAAGCACCAGAAGACCCACGCCGACGCCCCGCUCCAGGGCAAGGGCGGGGUCGCCGGCGAGGGGGGGGAGGCCCCGCCCGGGGGCGACCACGCCCGGUCCGGCGACGCCCUCAACGCCGGCGACCCCGCCCCCUCGGGCGCGGCCCCCGUGGACCCCGCCGCCGGCGGGGAGGAUAAGAGCGGGGUGGGGGGCGGGGUGGAGACGAGCGGAGGACUGUUGGAGAUCUGACGCCCCCCCACCACCACCCGAACCCCCCCUCCCACCCCACGCUGGCCGCACACGCUCAGGACCGCGUGCGGGAUGCGAAGCCCGUUUCCUGCGUUCUGCGACGUCUGCCCGUGAACGCCUCACGCGUUCAUCUGUAACGUGCUGCAGUACUCCGCAGCGACCUUUGACCUGUGUCCUCCCGUUUGGCGGGCGUGGCAGGCAUGCUAUGGUGUCAGCAGAUUAAAGCGAGUGAUGUCACACUGUACACGGUCACCCUCGGGUUCCUGCACCCUUUCAGAUUACCCCACAGUGUAACUGUCCAGAUUACCCCUCAGCAUUCAGAUUACCCCACAGCGUAACUGUUCAGAUUACCCCACAGCGUAACUGUUCAGAUUACCCCACAGCGUAAACUGUUCAGAUUACCCCUCAGCAUUCAGAUUACCCCACAGCGUAACUGUUCAGAUUACCCCUCAGAAUUCAGAUUACCCCACAGCGUAACUGUUCAGAUUACCCCUCAGAAUUCAGAUUACCCCACAGCGUAACUGUUCAGAUUACCCCUCAGAAUUCAGAUUACCCCACAGUGUAACUGUUCAGAUUACCCCACAGCGUAACUGUCCAGAUUACCCCUCAGCAUUCAGAUUACCCCACAGUGUAACUGUUCAGAUUACCCCUCAGCAUUCAGAUUACCCCACAGCGUAACUGUCCAGAUUACCCCUCAGCAUUCAGAUUACCCCACAGUGUAACUGUUCAGAUUACCCCUCAGCAUUCAGAUUACCCCACAGCGUAACUGUCCAGAUUACCCCUCAGCAUUCAGAUUACCCCACAGCGUAACUGUUCAGAUUACCCCACAGCGUAACUGUCCAGAUUACCCCUCAGCAUUCAGAUUACCCCACAGCGUAACUGUCCAGAUUACCCCACAGCGUACCUGUCCAGAUUACCCCUCAGCAUUCAGAUUACCUCACAGUGUAACUGUUCAGAUUACCCCACAGCCUAACUGUUCAGAUUACCCCACAGCGUAACUGUUCAGAUUACCCCACAGCGUAACUGUUCUGCUGGUGCUGAUCAGAUAUAAACAGAAUAAUCUGCCUGUGGAGCCCAUAAUGUUAAUAACAAGGGGCGUCUGUUGCCCCUUGUCCCAAAACAAGCUCACGCUGGAGAUCUGUUGACGGGAUUGUUGAGAACACAACACACACUCACUGGAUUAUGCUGCCAACAUUUAUAAUGUUGAACACUGAGGAAAAACUCCACACCCACAGUACUCACACACACACACUCAAAUAUACUCACACACACAUACGCACAUGCACACACACAACAAAAGACACAGGCACACACACACACAAACACUCGCACUCAAACACACACACACAUAUACACACAUUCUCUCUCACACACACACACACACACACACACACGUUGACUGUACAAAUAAGACCACUGGUAUAGCUCCCCCGAAGCAAAUGGUCACUUGUGGCAAAAUCUACCGACAACAGGAGGGACAGGGGGCUCCCCCCCGUCCCCCCCCCACUGGUAAUUAUCCGUAGUGUAUGUUACAAUAAUGUCUAAUCUUUCUAUCAAACACCACUCAAGUGUUAUUCAAUUUCUACAGCUUUUUGAAUCUGCACACCAUAGUUUGCCAAGCGCAAGGCUACUUGUCUUACAAGAGAUCUCAGUAAGACAUCACAGUGUAAGUAACUCAGCCUGGGAACAGGCACCCUGGAGUUUUCACGAGUAAAGUACCACUUUUUGCAGAAAUGGUAGAUGUAAUCGCAGUAGUCAAACUGAUUUGGUACCUGGAUCCUCUCAGUCUUUAAGUGUUCGUUCAUGUACGUGUGAUUUGUCUGACUGUGUUUUUAUGGGUGGGCUUUCUUUUACGUUUUAUUUAAUUUCGUUCUUACUUGCAAUUCUUUUAAUUUAUGUCUUAAAUUAUGAAAAGAAAAUGCUGCCUGUAUUUGAAAUAGAAUAAUCAUUUUGCAUUUUACAGGUAUCGCUUAAUUUGAUGUGAUAAUGGUAGCAGGCCAUUUUUUAAACUAAAUAAAUUAAGAUGUUUUUAAUUUUAUUAUUUAUUAAACCGUUUUGAAGUUAUAGUUAAUUAUAUACCAAUGCUGCAGGUACUUAAGUGGGAUUUUAUUUAUAUAUCUCGGACGUUAGUUCUGCCGUAAAGCUACCAUUCCUUUAUUAUUUUCCAGUGUUGACAUUAUUCAAAUAUGGAGCCGUGAUGGCUCUUGUUCUCCAUUGUCAUUUUUAUUUUGUGUCUUAAACUUUUUAUUUAAAUACUAUUUUAAUAAACAAUUUAAGAGUGUAUAUAAAAGGCUUCAUGGAUUUUUUUGAAUACAUUGUAAAGUGUAUUUAUUUGUCUUGUGUGUUUAAUGUUUUUCUUUUUUCUUUUCUUUUUUUUUGUUUUAAUGGCAUUUUCCUCCAAAACAAUCUGCAAUGUAUUAACAAUAAUAAUGAUAAUCAUUUUAAUAAAGGUAAGAAUAACAUCAUUAAUUUCUAAAGUCAAAUAGUUUGAGUAAGCUAUCAGAUACUAAUGGUGCUAAUGACUUGUAGAGAUAAUGUAAUUGUCUUAAUGCUUUGAUCAUUUGUUUUUAUGAUAUAGACUAGUGUAUUGCAUAUGUUGCUGUUGCAUUUGCGCAGAAGUCUGGCUGCAUUGUCACAUGACUUGUGAAACGCAGUGUCUCUUUCCCAGCGAUGUAGCAGAAGUGCAUCGCUGGCUGUUCAGUUUAACGUCCGUAAGAGCAGGCAGUAAGAAUAAAAUGUCUGUCAUGUUGGGGAAAGUGUACCGUGACACAGCAACUUGGUGCUAAAGUAAAGAAACACUUUAUUUACCGUU